This is a messenger RNA of Exophiala bonariae, 1893 nucleotides long. RefSeq lists its product as uncharacterized. Gene Ontology annotation, molecular function: serine hydrolase activity. NCBI's taxonomy places the organism in Eukaryota, Fungi, Ascomycota, Eurotiomycetes, Chaetothyriales, Herpotrichiellaceae. The coding region runs from base 1 to 1893 and encodes 630 amino acids. The transcript has a single exon. The record is from RefSeq and is a predicted model, not a curated record.
AUGGCGUCCUCUAGCUCAAUCAAGCUUCCAUAUCAAGGCCCAGUCCAUGCUUUUACCCAUGCACAGCUGGGCGACCUUAAGGGGAGGUUGAUUGAAUACCCUCAUGUUCCUGGUUCGGCUAUUGUCCAGUUCCGCUCCAUUCCUUAUGCCACAGUACCCAAAAGAUUUCUGCCAUCAGUACCCCUGACCGAGAUCCCAUCUACGUUCGAUAACAGACCUCACAGAGAUUUCACACACUUUGGUGCAGCAUGUCCCCAACCAGGGGCCACAAAGCCAGCCUGGUUUGCUCCACAGGGUGGUAAGCUCCCAGAUGAUGAACUAUUGGACUUCGAUGAGUUCACUUGUCUCACCGUCUCCAUUUCGGUACCUGUAUCUCAAUUGACACAUCAGACGGACAAAGCCUUACCGGUCAUGGUCUACGUCCAUGGGGGUGCCGCACAGGAUGGCUGUGGUCACGUUGAUGGCUUGCACAACAACGGCCCGCUGGCAGCCUUUGCCCACUCGAUUUCCCAACCAGUCAUCAUUGUCAAUAUCGGCUAUCGCUUGAACUGGCUUGGGAGCCUGGUCUGUCAAGACAUGCUCGAGGAAUACACAUUGGACCCAACCAGUCCACAUGGUCCCUUCAAUCUCACCAUCCAGGAUCAAAGAAAUGCAUUUACAUGGAUCCAUAAAUUUAUGGGUGGAUUUGGUGGUGACGCCUCAAAUAUCACUGCUUUUGGCGAGUCUGCUGGGAGCAUAUUUACCCUGUACCACAUCAUAGGGUCGGAUAAAAGAAUGUUCGACCGUGCCAUAUUACAGUCUGGCGUUGUUCUGGGAGAUCUGCCCUUCAUCGCCAAAGAGGCUGAGUAUCAAGCUCUUUUGACAAAGUUCGGCAUUCAAGGCACAACUCCUGCUGAGCGACUUGAUCAACUGCGCAAGGUCGACGCGGCAGCCCUUGCUGACGUCCAAGGCACGCACACCCUCCCCUUCGUUGGUGAUAUCCCUGGGGUAGAAACGCAAAACUCGUUGUUCACCAGAGGCAUCCCGACAGUUGAGAAUCAGUUCGAUCUCGCUCCAGCAAAUGACUGGUUGGGCGAUGUGAUGAUUGGAGACGAUCUCUGGGAAGGUCAAACUAUAUUGGAGCUUCUCAAGCAAUGCGAACCCAAAGUCUUCGUGGGCGCCAUCAUCUCCAUCUUUGGGGAGACAAUUGCCCAGGAACUCCUCGAAACAUACGACAUGCCUCUUUCUGGGGAGAUCGACCCCAACCGCUUCUUACUCCAGUUAUCGUACUUCAUUGGCGACCUACUCUUUUCUGCACCUAUCGACAAGCUUGCAACCACGCUCGCACGAACGUCAUCUUCGGGUGCACGUCGUGAAACAACUCUCAAGCAAAGAACGGUAUAUCGUUACUCCAUCGCCCUCUCCAACCCCUUCGCGGGCAACACACACAGCUUCGCAGCAGGCCACCAUUUCGUGGAGAUUCUCUUCCUCUUUUUGACAUUGCUGGAUCGAUAUCCAACACGUCGAGACAAGUGGCUAGAACGACAAGCACGCGAGACAGCUAGGAGGUGGAUCACCUUUGCGAACGGGAAAGAGCCGUGGGAGGAAUAUCGAGUCAACUCUCUUACUACAGGUGGAAACGAAGCUUCAGAUGACGCGUCGGAAGCAAAGAUUGCAAUCGCAGACGAUUUGCAUGGAUGGACUGUUCGAACACGCUCCGAAGAUGAGCAGGCCAGUAAGGAUGAUCCGUGGGGUGAGAGACGGUAUGCUGGUUGGCGGGCUCUGGAGAAGGCAUUUGACGCACUCAAAUCGGCGAGUGGAAUGCCUGAAGAAAUGCAUGGUGCUUUUGUCAAUGGUGCGAGGCUACAGAUUCUGAAAGCUGCGACGACACCAGGCCCUGAGGCUGCGAUGUAA